AAGCUACUGAAUUCCGAGUUGGACAUACAUUGCCCUCCAAGUGGAAAUCCUCAGCCCAUAUAUGCUGGGAGCCAGGCGGUGGCCUCGCCGCGCCGCCCCCAUCGCUCCGCCCUCUCCGCCUACGUGAUCACUGCCUGUACGCAGAUCGAUCUGCCGGGCGGCCGGCGCCCGCACCAACUCGCCGCUGGUGUCACAGGUUUGGCAGUCAAUUCAUUCCCUAAUGUGUAGAAGUAAGAAAGCAAAGCUUUCUGAUGGCAGAUCAAUCUUCACAAACAAACAUCAACCCAACGACUUGUUUGAAAGCCUUCCACAGGAUAUCCUAUGUUUGAUCCUAUCAAAGCUGCCCCUGAAUGAAAUUGUAAGGACCAGUACUCUUUCGACCAAGUGGAGACACACAUGGACAUCAUGCACUAAAUUAAGAUUUGACGGCGCCAUGAUGUGUGGCAACGGUACUUCCAGCAAAGAGCGGUGCACACAGAAUUUCAUCGAAAGGGUUAAUGCCAUCUUGAAGCAGUGUGGUGCUACGGCUGUUGAAGAGUUUAAGAUUAAGUUUCCUUUCGACAACAUGCUAGUGGGUCAUCUCAACAGCUGGGUCAAAUUUGCUGUCUCGUCACGGGCAAAAAAUCUAGCAAUUGAUUUGGAGCCGGAGGACUUCAGAUGCUGCAAAUAUCGGCACAGGUUCCCAUUUGAGCUUUUCGACAAGCGAAGCAUGUCUCACCUUGAGACUAUUUAUCUUAGCAUGGUGUCUCUUAAAGCACAACCCAGUUUUACUGGUUUUCCAAACCUCAAAGUACUUGAUCUCCGCCUUGUGGACGUCUCUUCGAAUGAUCUUCAGGUUGUUCUGUCGAGUUGCAUCAAUCUUGAGAGAUUAAGCAUCGUUCUGUGUGACCUGUGUGAUCACAUAACAGUAUCACUUCCGCGUCUGCAGCAUUUGCAUGUGUCGCACUCUGACAUAUACAAAAUACACUUCGUCUCCAAGAACCUCAGAACUUUCGUGUAUGAUGGUACUAUGGAACCUCUUGAUCUCAGUGAAAGUCUGCAACUAAGACAUGCAGAUAUGCAUUUUCCGUGGUUAACACUGGAGCAUGCCAUUACUGAACUUCCCCGGGCUAUGCCUCAUGCAGAGAACCUGAAUCUGAGUGCAUACUUGCAAUUAAAGGUGCUUCACUUGCCAGAGGGCGCGAGCAAGUUUUCUCAUCUAAAGCAUCUGCAGCUGAAGUUGGGCUUCUCUUCAUACAAUCAGGACAAUCUCCUCUCUCUUGCUUCUUUUCUCAAAGCCGCUCCAGUAUUAGAGGAUUUAGAUAUACAUUUUCUGCACCACAGCUUUCCGCUGCAAGAUUUCGAGAAGUUGCCUAUCAGGUGCCUCCCUCCAUGUCGCCACGAUCAUCUCAAGAGGGUGCUCAUCACCGGGUUCCACGGGACCCGGGGCGAGAUCGAACUCGCAGCUCACGUCGCCGUGAACUCCACCAGGCUUGAGCACUUCGUCAUAGAUUCGGCCAUGAGAGGUGUGAAUAAUACUUGGCUUAUGCUAAGGCCUAAGGGAAGAGAUAUGUUUUUGUGUAUGGCCCGUGAGAAUGCUAGGAAGUACAUUACCGGGAAAGUCGCACAGGGCGCACUGUUUGAUGUUAUCUAAUGAUCGUGAAUGUUGUAAUUAUGUAUUCCUCUUCAAAGGCUUGGCUUUGGGAGUAGUUAUUCUCUUAGUAUUAGCUCCUGAUAUUCAUGCCCUUUCUGAACUAUUCCUAGUCCUUCCGACUCGACUAUGUAAAGUUUGGCUGUAAUUUGUGGAGCCGA
Lolium perenne is the source of this 1791-nucleotide messenger RNA. RefSeq names its product F-box protein At5g03100. NCBI's taxonomy places the organism in Eukaryota, Viridiplantae, Streptophyta, Magnoliopsida, Poales, Poaceae. Gene Ontology annotation, molecular function: protein binding. The record is from RefSeq and is a predicted model, not a curated record.